CGGGCAAACUGCGGGGGGGACAUUUCUGCACACCUCUUGAGUUUCUUCAAAGAGCUGCAGAGAGACAAGGGGGAGGAGGGAGAUCACAUAGAGGCGGGAGGCAGAGAGGCGAAAUCACCCUCGUCCCUCCUGCUUGUGAGCAAGGCACUGCUGCUUGAAUCCGUUCUCCUCGGCUCUCACAUGUAACAGGAGAAAAUGCUCAAGUUCUUCUCUCCGCGGGAUGACGAGAACGAAAGCCUUCUUGGAGCGAUAACCGAGGAUGAAGGAGACAAUCCAUCUCUCCAGGACACCAAGCAGCACUGGCUGAACCGGCCCUGCCUCCUGGUGCUCAAAGACGGGGAUGUGUCAAAGCCAGGACUGGGCUGUGGACAGAUCAGAGCGGAUUCUCCGGCUAAAGCCGCCUCGGAUGCAACGGCGGUCAGAAGUGUGUUUGGACAAUGUGGGCAGAAAGCGUGUGAGCAUCCUGCCAAAGCGGCUUCACACUCGCACAUGGAGGAAGGCAGCUGCACCGUGACCUCCAUCUCCACAUGGGGGGAGAGGGAGUCCUCCAGCCCCCUGGUGUUGAGCCCUGCAGAGGCAGCGUGGCCAGAUGAGGAGGAAGACACGCAGGACAGCGAGCCCCAGGUACUCCAGUCGAAGGAGGACUCUGUGAUUGAGGAGAAGGAGCUGGAGGAAAGUCCCUGCAGCUUGGAGGCGACCGCUGCACCCUCCUCUCUUUCACACGAGGAGAGGGAGGUCAGGGAGCUCCAGAGCAGGUUUAAGAUGAGCAGAUCUAAUGGAGGAGAUGAGACAGACGCCGACAUGGAUCAGACAGGCAGUGUGGAAGGAGCCAUGGGAGAGUGUGCAGCUAACGCCGUGGAUCCAGAUAAUGAGUCUCAUAUGAGCCCUGUUGGUAUCCUGUCCAAGGAUCGCGUCACUGUUCUUGGGGAAGUAGCGCCAGUGUGGGUCCCUGAUGCUGAAGCUCAGGUCUGCAUGAAGUGUGGGGUCAAGUUUACAUUUACCAAGAGGAGGCACCACUGCCGCGCCUGUGGGAAGGUUUUUUGUGCACUUUGCUCCAGUCUGAAGUUCAGGCUUACACACCUGGAUGGCAAGGAGGGACGUGUUUGUGUUUCCUGUCAUUCAACCCUCAUCAAAACGACGCCUCCGAGGGGAAAGAGGAGGGUGUGGUUUGCUGAUGAGAUCCUCGCCAACAAGCAGUCAGAGUCUGCUCCAACCACACCGGUCAGGGAGCCCACGUUCUCACCGCUGACGAGGCGAGCGCUGGGCGGCCAUGUUAAAAGUCACGGGGGGUCACCGCAGAUCAGGAGGGCCUCAAGGGCACAAGGGGCGACCAAUGGUGGGGGCGGUGGUCCUCACAGCUGGGGCACUACAGCUUUAGUGAGCAGUGCUGCCAACCUCAUUCCUCUGGAUGGCCUACCACCCAUCCUCACCUCCACAGGAGUCAAAGGAGACUACACGGUGGAGGAACAACCCUCUGAGACGCUGCUCAUUCAGGAGUUGGAGAGUGGCAGGGCCAAGCCGCUGGUCUUUGUCCUCAAUGCCAACCUACUCGCCAUGGUCAAGCUGGUCAACUAUGUGAACAGGAGGUGCUGGUGUAUGACAACAAAGGGGAUGCAUGCCGUGGGCCAGGUGGAGGUGGUGGUGCUGCUGCAGUGCCUGCCCGAGGAGAAAAGCUUCCCCAGAGAUAUUUUCAGUCACUUUAUCCAGCUUUUCAGGGACACGGUGACAGGGAAAAUUGUGAAACACCUGUCACUGUCCCGGUUUGGCAGUAGUUUCUUAGGCAGCGAGGAGCAUGCAGGCUUCCUGUACGUCCGCUCCACUCUCCAGUCUCUUCAAGGUCUACCUCUGCCAAACCAGCCCUACCUCUUUGGGCUGCUGGUCCACAGAGCAGAGGUUGCCUGGGCCAAAGCCUUUCCCUUGCGCCUCAUGCUGCGACUCGGGGCCGAGUACAGAUUUUACCCGUGUCCUCUGUACAGUGUGCGCUUUAGGAAGCCAUUGUUUGGGGAAAUAGGUCACACCAUAAUGAGACUGCUAGUGGACUUUAGGAAUUACCGUUACAGCCUGCCAAUGGUGUCAGGGCUCACUGUGGAUCUAGAGGCUCAGAGGACCUGCAUAAAAGUACCAACCACCGGGUAUAAAGAGCUAAUGAAAGCUCUGACCAAGUCCAAUGAGCACGUGCUGGCCAUAGGGGCGUGUUUCAAUGAGACCGCAGACUCCCACCUCAUCUGUGUGCAAGCGGAUGACGGCCAGUACCAGACCCAAGCCAUCAGCAUCCACAAUCAGCCACGCAAAGUUACUGGAUCAUGCUUUUUUAUAUUCAGCAGUGCACUGAAGGCAUCUGCAGGAUAUCUGGCCAAGUCCAGCAUUGUAGAAGAUGGGUUAAUGGUGCAGAUCACCGUGGAAACCAUGGCGGAGCUCCGUCGGUCGCUAAGGGAGAUGAAAGACUACACCGUCACCUGUGGACGCCUCGACCAAUCAGAGAGCCAGGAGCUUGUUUGUGUACAGUGGGUGGAGGAGAAGUGCACUGUGAACAAGGGUGUCAUCAGCCCCAUUGAUGGGAAAUCCAUGGAGUCCAUUAGCAGUACAAAGAUGUUCCAGAAGUCUGAAUAUAAGGAAAACGGGAAGAUCAUUCGCUGGACAGAAGUGUUCUUCCUACAGAGGGGCGAUCAUCCCAAAGAAGGUGCGGCUGACUCUGCUGAACACAACCGGCUGACAGAGCGCAUCGCCAGGGCAUUUUGCUUGGCACUGUGUCCACACCUUAAACUGCUGAAAGAGGACGGGAUGGCCAAACUGGGGCUCCGGGUCACUUUUGAAUCUCAAGAGGUGGGAUUUGUAGCUGGGAGCAACGGUCAGCCCCUCCCUGCUCAGUACCUCAACGCCCUGGAUAGCGUGCUGAUCCCCGUCAUCCACAGCAGGGGGCACAAGAGAGGCGACAAGCCCAUUGUGAUGGAGCUCAUCUUUUACAUCCUGGAGAACAUCACUUAGAAACGCUCGCACACACAAAGACCAUAUUAAUUCAUCUUCUUAACCCUGACCACAGCUCUGUCUCCAGCACUCCUCAUCAGUGCGGCCAUCAGUUUCAGGGGCAAUAAAGGCAAUACCGAGGAUAAACCAGAUCACGUCCGAGGUCUGCGUCCAUCUCAUCCAUCCACGACCAGAGAGCUCUCACCCAGCCGCAGACAAUCUGGCCGCGCAUGAAACCUACGAUGGACCAUCACAUCAGGGUGCACCUCUUGCACUGUAGUAGUAAUGACAUAGCUUGAUUCAUGUCAUUCAUGUCACCAAGUUCAACACAUGCUCCAAUACGGAGAAUACCUUUAAAGUGGGAGCUGGAUUCAGCCCCACGACCUUAAAGCAAAGAGAAAAAGAGAAUGACUUGAAGUACUGUUAUGUAGUAGAUCUGUAGCAGUUUGAUGCACACCAAAUGAAUGCCUGAAGAAUGUUUUCAUACUGGAUUAUUUAAAUGGAUUGCUCAUGAAAUGUAUCGUCAGCCUGGAAUAAAAAUUGCAACAAUGAC
This is a messenger RNA of Mugil cephalus (flathead mullet), 3517 nucleotides long. It is a transcript of the gene zfyve9b, whose product is annotated as zinc finger, FYVE domain containing 9b. Gene Ontology annotation, molecular function: metal ion binding. Gene Ontology annotation, biological process: endosomal transport; liver development. Gene Ontology annotation, cellular component: early endosome membrane; endosome. The transcript is spliced from 16 exons. Bases 196 to 2985 code for a protein of 929 amino acids. NCBI's taxonomy places the organism in Eukaryota, Metazoa, Chordata, Actinopteri, Mugiliformes, Mugilidae. The record is from RefSeq and is a predicted model, not a curated record.